This is a messenger RNA of Cladophialophora yegresii CBS 114405, 444 nucleotides long. RefSeq lists its product as uncharacterized. The record is from RefSeq and is a predicted model, not a curated record. Bases 1 to 444 code for a protein of 147 amino acids. The transcript has a single exon. NCBI's taxonomy places the organism in Eukaryota, Fungi, Ascomycota, Eurotiomycetes, Chaetothyriales, Herpotrichiellaceae.
AUGGCCACCUUCAUCGCGUCGGUGUGUCACCCGCUAGGCCGCGACUCCGACUUCGACACCCCAACCGCUGCCUUUGUUUCCACCAUCGAACAGGCAACCGACCUGUCGGAAAAGGCAAAGCUGCACACAUCAGUAUCCCAGCGGGAGUCUCGUCUCACCACAUCAACAACAGCUGCCACAAAGAGGAAUAAGAAAACCUUCACAGUUGACAUGGGGUUCAUCCCCGUGCUUUACUUCACCGCGCUCAAGUGCCGCGUGCCGCGCAUUCGACGGCAGGCGAUUAAAUUGAUGCAAGUAUCCCCUCGUCGCGAGGGCGUCUGCGACGGCGAAUUUACGGCCGCAAUUGCGGGCCGGGUUGUGGAGAUAGAGGAGGGCGGGUACUUUGCGGGGUUUGACGUCGAAAGGGAGUUUGAUACUUUUGACAUUGCCGUCGUCGGGUGGUGA